ACCGCAGAAGCAGAAGCCCGCGCGUUGCAUGCUGGGAGUUAAUAUGAACCACAAUGGCGGUCAGACUAAACCUGGCCUCACAAACUGUGAUAUUCUUUUAUUUCUUGACUUUAUUGACUUUACUUUUACGGCAAAGUUGUCGGGCGGCCGCGGGGGCUCUCCAGUGGGAUGAACGUGGUUACGUCUUGUACUGUCCUUGCAUGGGUCGCUUUGGGAACCAAGCAGACCACUUCCUGGGUUCUCUGGCCUUUGCGAAGAUGUUAAACCGAACCUUGGCGGUCCCUCCUUGGAUUGUGUACCGUCAUCACACGCCUCCUUACACCAAUGUCCACGUCCCAUACAGGGACUUCUUCAAACUGGAGGCCUUGUCCGCCUACCAUCGCGUGGUGGCUUUGGAGGACUUCAUGAGGGAGCUGGCAGACCAACACUGGCCUCCAGGACACAGGAAGGCCUACUGCUUCGAGGCGGCUGCUCAGCGGAGUGCCGACAAGCGCUCCUGUCCCAUGAAGGACGGGAACCCGUUCGGUCCGUUCUGGGAUUACGCCGGCGUGGAAUUUGACGAGUCGGUUCUUUUUAGUGGAAUUUCCUUCAGUAGCUACCACCGGCAACAGUGGAUGAGGACUUUCCCCCCUGACAAGCACCCGGUCCUGGCCAUGCCCGGAGCGCCGGCCCAGUUCCCGGUGGUGGAGGACCACGUGGGUCUGCAGCGCUACGUGGUGUGGUCGGACAACAUGGUGGAGGAGGGUCAGCGGCACAUUGCUGCCCUGCUGACCAGACCGUAUGUCGGCAUCCACUUGAGGAUCGGCAGCGACUGGCAAAACGCGUGUGAAGUGCUAAAGAGCGACGACGUGGGGCCGCACUUCAUGGCUUCCCCGCAGUGCGUGGGCUACAGCCGACAGACGGCGCUGCCUCUCACCGCCGCCAUGUGUUUGCCCGACCUGGCCGAGAUCCGCCGCGCUGUCAAGCUGUGGGUGAAGAAGACCUCGGCUCGCUCCGUCUACAUCGCCACCGACUCCGAGUCCCACAGCGGCGAAAUCGAGAAACUCUUUAAAGGCAAGGUAAAAGUGCUGAGCUUGCAUCCUGACUGGGCCCAGACGGACCUUUACAUCCUGGGCCAGGCCGACCACUUCAUCGGAAACUGUGUCUCCUCCUUUUCUGCCUUCGUCAAGAGAGAGAGGGACGCCCACGGCCUUCCCUCCUCCUUUUUUGGCAUGGACCAGCCAGGGACGGCCGCCAGAACCGCACCAGACUCAGAACGGAGGAGAAGGAGGAGCAAUCGGGGCGAAAAACGGAGGAGAAACAGCAACAGACGACGACAAAAGAGAGACCAGACCAGAGAUGAACCUGCGAGGAAGACGCAGUUACCGGCGACCGAAAGGAGAGCCGAGACAAGCAGCAAAGGAGGUCGACCGACUGGAAAUCAGCGCGACCGACUGAGACACAAGAACGUUUAUAGAAACAAUAAACACGAGUCAAACCUGUUAGUAUGUGUCUUGCAUCGAUGGUCCAUGUAACCUGCAUGAUGGCAA
This is a messenger RNA of Nerophis ophidion (straightnose pipefish), 1529 nucleotides long. RefSeq names its product protein O-fucosyltransferase 1 (gene pofut1). Gene Ontology annotation, biological process: Notch signaling pathway; regulation of Notch signaling pathway; protein O-linked glycosylation via fucose. Bases 54 to 1514 code for a protein of 486 amino acids. The record is from RefSeq and is a predicted model, not a curated record. Gene Ontology annotation, molecular function: peptide-O-fucosyltransferase activity. Lineage: Eukaryota; Metazoa; Chordata; Actinopteri; Syngnathiformes; Syngnathidae. Gene Ontology annotation, cellular component: endoplasmic reticulum. The transcript is spliced from 8 exons.